AUUAAAACCGGACACUUCGAAACCAGGAAAUGAGUACUUCAUGGUUUGAUUAAGGAUGCAUCGAGGUUUAAAUAAUGUUCUGACAUACAGGCGCACAGGAAAAUGUUAACUGUUUUGAGAUUCAAACGCGCAGAUGCUCGCGUGGUCCUAUAAUUUAACCAUAGGGCUGGCUGACGAAUGAACAACAUUUAGUUGUUUCAGUAACCAAUAUUUGUCUUUCUUGCCAUUGUCGGUGUUCUCUCAAUGUCUAAAGACAGUUCCUUAUAUCGUUCCGUUCUGUAUCCUGGAUAUUGUUGUAGAAGUUUUGUGCCUGUGGAUGUUUGUAACGGUAGCUACUAAUCGUGACACAAACACUGCUCAAGCUUGUCAUGGACCCACCGCCCAGUCCUCUAGCCCGCGUUCGGCAGGUGUUUUGGGCAGUUCUGAACUAUGUGACAGCAGCUGUGCAACAAUACCUAACACCAGAGCCUGUAACAGGAAAUGGUGAUACGCUCACGGGACAGGAAGCCACAGUCUCUGUGACCACUGAGACACAGAAAUGGACAGAGGAUGACAAACAUGAAAGAGCAAAUAAUGAAGCAAAGAAAAAGAUGAGAGAAGACAGAGAGAAUGUAGCAGAUGCUUGUGACAGUGGGUGUGAACAUGCAACAACUCAGGAACAGUGCAUGAUUUCCAUUGCCACAGAGACCAACAGGAAAACUGAUCAGUAUGUAGUUAAGGACAUAAAGGUUAGAGUGACAGAGAAUGUAAUUGAGAUACGAGAAAUUGUAGGAAAUGAACCAACAACCCAUAUAGAAAAGGAAGCCAAAGGUUCUCAGUUUACUGAUGAGAGAGAGAUGGAAAGAUAUGGCACUAUUUCAAAACAUGUUGUGCAGACUGUACAUAUGUCUGGACCAAGUUAUUUUGAAGAAAGAGGAAGAAGGGGGCAGGGAAACACAAAUGAGGACUAUUAUCAGGACAAGAGUGACGGGGAACAAAAGCCAACACGACGAGAAGAAAAAACAAAGGACAAAGAGAGUGGGAAGCUGUUUAGUGAUGGAGAGGAGCAGACUGAAACCAACAAUAGAGAUAGAGGAAGAGAGGAACAUCGUGCAGGCCUCGUAAAGACAGGUGAAAUGAAGAUCAUUAGAGGAGCAGAAGAGGAAAAUGAAGAUCUGAGAGAACUAAUGGAAGAAGUUGUGCAAAUAAUGGUAGAGGAUGAUGAAAUGGACAUAAAAACAAAGGAUCUAAGAAGCAAGGAAGGAACCAAGCAGAAAAUGCAGCCUAAGGGGAAUGGUGAGGAUAGAGGAAAAGAAUUCAAAUUGCAACUUGUGAGUGGAGCAAUUGGAGUUGGAGAUGAGAAUAUAAAAACUGUGGAGAUAGGAAGACAAGGAGGUGUAAAAGAAGCACAUGCCAUAAAAGAGAAACCAAAGGAAAAAACUGAAAUGGUAACAAGUUUAACUGUCUCUGGAAAAGGAGAAUUGGACAACAAAGAUAUAGGAAGUGACAGAGACAUCAUGAACUCAGGAGGGGGAAAAGACAAAGAAAGAUAUGAAGAAAAAGAAGGCACACGAAAGUUAUUAAUUGAAGAACAGUAUGGAGAAGUUUCAGGGACAGAGGAAGGAAAGAAGGAUGAUGUAGAAGAGUUGGCAUCAGCCGUGGAGAGUGGUGGAACAGAGAUAACACAUGUAGAAAGGGGAGAAGAGAAAACACAUGCAUGUGAUAUAAAAGGAGAUAAGAGCACAGGGUCUCAGAAAGCAGGGCAAAUAGCGAAGGCUUUCAAUACAAGAGGUGAAGAGUCCGGCACAGAGAGGGAAAGGGGAGCGGAAAAUUUAAAAGAUAAAAAAACAAGAACAGAGUUUGAAGGGAUGGAAAGAGAAGGAUCUCAACAGAAAACAGAUGAUGACAUAAAGAAUAAAUCUGAAUGCAAAGGGAGAAAAUUGGAAACAAACUGGGAUGAAGUGGGAACUAUUUUGAUUGAGGGGGCAGAAACAGGGGACGAAGUAAACAAAGCACCAGUACAGGAAGAGAGAAUGGAACUGACAGGUGCACCUACAGGAGGUGAAGAAAGUGAGAAGUAUGAAAGUGAAACAGAAAUUGAGACAGGAGUAAAGACUGAAAACUAUGUAGAUGGAUGGAAAGAUGUACCCACAAAAGAACAGAAAAUGCACAAAUCAGAAAGAGGAAAAAAUGGGAAUGGUGCAGUGGGGAGACAAAUAGAGAUGACCGAUGUGGAUGGAGACUUCAAAAAAAAUGAGCUGUGCCAGACAGAGGUCGCAGUGGGAAACAAAGAAAAUGAAAUGGAAAGCAUCGGACUGAGAAACAUAGAGACUGAAAACAGAGAACUCAAGGAAAUAGCAGAAGAAUGUGGGGUGGUUGCAGAAGAAGAAGAAAGCAAAAAUUCAAUGGCCAAAGGACAGGAAGAAGAAACCAAAACAAUGAUAGAAGAAAAGCAAGAGCAUGAAAGACAUCUCAUUAAAGAAAAUAAAGAAGAACCAUUAGUGGGCCAGAGAGACAUAGGACAUAAUUUAGACCCAGCAGUAGAGAUAGAGGCUGGUGCAGUGGAUGAAGAGGGAGAUUAUGAGGGAAAAAAUGAUGGAGAAGAAGAGAGCCUGAUUAUAAAAGAAAAAAUAGAAUGGGAGCAUACAAAAGAAGUUGGAAAGUCUGGAUAUACUGAGGAAAUGGAAGCCAAUAAGUGGGGUAUCGAGGAAAAAGGAGAGGGCAUACCCGUUGGAAGAAAUGACAAAGAAGUGAGACCAGAACCUAUGGUGCCAGUACCUGUAGAAAGAAAUGACAAAGGUGUGCUGAGUGAAGAAUCCCAUUCAGGUGUGGAAAGAGACAUUUUUACAAAGGAAACUGAGACAGAUACUGAUGCAGAUGAGAAAGACGUAGGGAUACUCAGUACAGGUGAAGAUGAAAGAAUCACAGAUAUUGGAAGAAAUGAGAACAACUUCAGAGAUACAAUAGUGGAGAACAAAGAAGAACAAAGAGAAAGUGAAGCCUGCAGUGAGGCCAAAGACAUGGAAAGUGUUGAGAUGAGGAAAACUGAGACUGAAGAGAAAGACAUAAACAAAGAAAAAGAUAUAAAAGAUGAUGAAGGGAUAAGUGUGGAGGAACAAAGACAAGAGGGACAGUUUUCUGAAAUAAUGACAGAAGGAAAACAGAGAGACAUGGGAAAUGAUUUUGACUCAACAGGAGAGACAGAGACUGGAGCAGUGGAUGAAGAGGUAGAUGAUGAGGUGGGGAAAGAGGGAGAAGAGUGCAUGAUUUUAAAAGAAGGAACAGGAGGGAAGAAUACAAAAGAAUUUGGAGAGUCUGAAUAUAGUGGGGAAAUAGAAGCUGAUGUGUGGGGUACUGAGGAGAAAAGAGAUGAAAAAGAAGUGAGACCAGAACUUAUGGUGCCAGUACCUGUAGAAAGAAAUGACAAAGGUGUGCUGAGUGAAGAAUCCCAUUCAGGUGUGGAAAGAGACAUUUUUACAAAGGAAACUGAGACAGAUACUGAUGCAGAUGAGAAAGACGUAGGGAUACUCAGUACAGGUGAAGAUGAGAGAAUCACAGAUAUGGGAAGAAAUGAGAACAACUUCAGAGAUACAAUAGUGGAGAACAAAGAAGAACAAAGAGAAAGUGAAGCCUGCAGUGAGGACAAAGACAUGGAAAGUGUUGAGAUGAGGAAAACUGAGACUGAAGAGAAAGACAUAAACAAAGAAAAAGAUAUAAAAGAUGAUGAAGGGAUAAGUGUGGAGGAACAAAGACAAGAGGGACAGUUUUCUGAAAUAAUGACAGAAGGAAAACAGAGAGACAUGGGAAAUGAUUUUGACUCAACAGAAGAGACAGAGACUGGAGCAGUGGAUGAAGAGGUAGAUGAUGAGGUGGGGAAAGAGGGAGAAGAAGAGUGCAUGAUUUUAAAAGAAGGAACAGGAGGGAAGAAUACAAAAGAAUUUGGAGAGUCUGAAUAUGGCGGGGAAAUAGAAGCUGAUGUGUGGGGUACUGAGGAGAAAAGAGAUGAAAAAGAAGUGAGACCAGAACCUAUGGUGCCAGUACCUGUAGAAAGAAAUGACAAAGGUGUGCUGAGUGAAGAAUCCCAUUCAGGUGUGGAAAGAGACAUUUUUACAAAGGAAACUGAGACAGAUACUGAUGCAGAUGAGAAAGACGUAGGGAUACUCAGUACAGGUGAAGAUGAAAGAAUCACAGAUAUUGGAAGAAAUGAUAGCAACUUAAGAGAAAUGAUAGUGGAGAACAAAGAAGAAGAGCAAAGAGAAGGUGAAGUAUGCGGUGAGGACAAAGACAUGGAAAGUGUUGAGAUGAGGAAAACUGAGACUGAAGAGAAAGACAUAAACAAAGAAAAAGAUAUAAAAGAUGAUGAAGGGAUAAGUGUGGAGGAACAAAGACAAGAGGGACAGUUUUCUGAAAUAAUGACAGAAGGAAAACAGAGAGACAUGGGAAAUGAUUUUGACUCAACAGAAGAGACAGAGACUGGAGCAGUGGAUGAAGAGGUAGAUGAUGAGGUGGGGAAAGAGGGAGAAGAAGAGUGCAUGAUUUUAAAAGAAGGAACAGGACGGAAGAAUACAAAAGAAUUUGGAGAGUCUGAAUAUAGUGGGGAAAUAGAAGCUGAUGUGUGGGGUACUGAGGAGAAAAGAGAUGAAAAAGAAGUGAGACCAGAACCUAUGGUGCCAGUACCUGUAGAAAGAAAUGACAAAGGUGUGCUGAGUGAAGAAUCCCAUUCAGGUGUGGAAAGAGACAUUUUUACAAAGGAAACUGAGACAGAUACUGAUGCAGACGAGAAAGACGUAGGGAUACUCAGUACAGGUGAAGAUGAGAGAAUCACAGAUAUGGGAAGAAAUGAUAGCAACUUAAGAGAAAUGAUAGUGGAGAACAAAGAAGAAGAGCAAAGAGAAGGUGAAGUAUGCGGUGAGGACAAAGACAUGAACAGUGUUGAAGAGAAAGACAUAUACAAAAGUGCAGGAGAGAUAGAGAGGGAAAAAUCAGUAGCUGAAACAGGGAAUAUAGAAACAGUUUGGCAGGAAGUAGAAAUUAGAGAAGAAAUGGAAGACGAAAAGGACAUAAAAGCACCAGUUGAAGAAGUAUGUCACAAAGGAUCUCUGGAACAACUUGUGUUGGAAGAGGGGGAUGAACUUAUAAGAGAAGAGUGGAAAGAAGACAUUCAAAGAGAGAAAAGAGGGGGGAGUAGCAAUGGAGUACAAGUAAAUGUAAUACUUGAUGGAGACAAACAAGAAAGAAAAGUUGAUGAAGGGAUGCGUGUGGAGGCACAGGGACAAUUUUCAGAAUUAAUAACAGAAAGAAAACAGGAAAUCAGGAAAGAUUUAGACCCAACAGUAGAGAUAGAGGGUGGAGCAGUGGAUGAAGAGGAAGAUGCUAAAGAAGAAAAAGAGAAAGAAGAAGAGGGCAUGAUUUUAAAAGAAGAAACAGGGGAGAAGAAAACAAAAGAAUUUGGAGAGUCUGCAUAUAGUGGGGAAAUGGAAGCCAGUGUGUGGGGUACUGAGGAGAAAGGAGAUGAAAUAGAAGGGAGACCAGAUGAGGUGAGAAAGGUUCUCAUAGGCAAUAGAGAAAUCCAUGAUACUUUUGGUAUUGAAGUAGCUGGAGAUAACGAAAAGGCAGAACUGAAGGGACAGGAAGUAGAGUCGAAGGAACCUGAAAGGAACAGUGAGGUAGUGAAAUCCACUGAAAUACAGUGGGAGAAAUUUGAUGACAGAGAAACAGAGGAAAAAACAACAACAAGGCUGGAUAACAAAGAGACUGAGGGACUAAAUGUUGAAGAAGAAAAUGAUGAAAUGAAGAAAACUAUUGAUAACUGGACAGAGCGUCAUACACCUUCGCUGGAUUUUACUGCCCAAAAGUCCCGAAUUGCUCUGAAGAACGCCCACUCUCGCCCACCCAGGAACCCUCGCUCACUACUCAACACCCCAUCCCUGCUUCCCACCCCAUCAGAACUGCAGCAGCCUGAGAAACUUAGCGUAGUUCCAAUGGUGGUAAAGCAAGGAGGUCCCGUAAUAUCAGGAUUCAAACUGCCAGGUAUGGGUGGGGGAUUUCCUGCACUGAAGAGGACACACAGAGGAGUAAGGGAGGGAGAAGGAGUCACUGCAGAGUGUGUGUAUCCAAAGAACUCACAGGCCCCUGAUGCCACCAAGACGCUGAAGAGUGACAGAGAAGAGGUGGUUGGAGGCAAAGUAGUGGGAAUGGGGGUUAUUGGAGUGAAAUUGCCUGGUUUUAUGGGAGAGUUUCCUGGACUGAGAAAGACGGAAAGAGGAGCGAAAGUGAGAGAGCAGACACCAGAGAAGAAUCCACCCUCUCAAAAUAACAGCACAGAGAGAAGUGACAGGACAGGAACAGACAGCAUCACAGGUGUUAAACAAAUGGGUUUUGGCUCUGGAUUUACUUUACUGAGAAAAACAGAGAGGGGAGUGAGGAUAAGAGAAGGAGAAGAUACACAGCACAGUACACAGAAUUCAGAAGUAGAAGUGAAUAUACCUGGAGUUGAUCAUCAGGAAACACUUCCCAAAGCCAAACCCAAAUGGACACCACCAGGGAAACCUGGGAUUGGAAUAGAUAACCCUUCAAUGAUAUCAGAACUCAAGAACAAGCUGAGGAAGACAGAAUAAGGCUGAAGAGUAAAAUAAUCUGAGGAUGGUUUUUCUUUUAACGUUUCUUACUUGUACGUACACCCCCUGAUACCUGAGAGUGUUUACUAUUUUUUCAGAUCCCUGAAUGAUAAACAGUGUAAAACGGAAGACUUCAAACAAUCAAUUUAGCUUUAGUCCUUUUGAAUGCUACUAUUCCAACUGUCCAUUUUACGUUUGAACCCACAAUGCUUUCUUUUUUCUCAUAACCUUUUUAACAAUUAUUUUUUAAACACUGAAUUUUUGCCUUGUGUUUCUGUACGUCAUUUUUUAAACUGAGACAUAUUUUAUUUCAUGUUUAUUUCAGUCCUUAUUUUAAUUUUAUUUAUGUUGAACCCACAAUGUUUUCUUUUUUCUCAUAAAUUUUAAAAUAUUUUUUAAACACUGAAUUUUUGCCUUGUGUUUCUGUACUUUUUGAGGCAUAUUUUAUUUAAUGUUUAUUUCAAUCCUUAUUUUUAUUUCAACAUAAAUAUGAAUGUAAAAACAUUAGCAUUUAAAGUGUUUUUUACAAUAUACCUGUAUGCAUGUUUCCAUAAUCUGCGACUUAAUUUUGAAUAAAUUUCUUCUGUGCACUCUAUAUCAGUCUGCAUAAAACACAAACACCAUUGUGACAUUACUAAGAUAACUCUGCACAGUGGUGACCUCAUAUUUACAACGUAUAUCUUGCUUAUGUAGCCUGAUUUGGAAGUACAGUGCAGUUGGUUGCAUUGUAGCCAAUAUAAAAUAAAAUUUGUUUGUGCGAU
Messenger RNA from Anguilla anguilla (European eel), 7357 nucleotides. RefSeq names its product trichohyalin. Bases 369 to 6596 code for a protein of 2075 amino acids. The record is from RefSeq and is a predicted model, not a curated record. Lineage: Eukaryota; Metazoa; Chordata; Actinopteri; Anguilliformes; Anguillidae. The transcript is spliced from 10 exons.